Molecule: messenger RNA, 1266 nt
Organism: Dendronephthya gigantea
Lineage: Eukaryota; Metazoa; Cnidaria; Anthozoa; Malacalcyonacea; Nephtheidae
Product: target of rapamycin complex subunit lst8-like
Exons: 9
Coding region: 86-1042 (318 amino acids)
Biological process (GO): TOR signaling; regulation of actin cytoskeleton organization
Cellular component (GO): TORC1 complex; TORC2 complex
Molecular function (GO): protein binding
Source: RefSeq, a predicted model, not a curated record
GGCGGAUGUAAAGCUUCGAAAAAAGGUUAAAAUUUCGUUUUGAAAAUGUCUUGAGUUUGCUGAAAUUCUUUGUAAAGUUUAAAAGAUGAGUGGUCGGGAUGAUAAUGGUGAACAAGUUAUUCUGGCAACAGCGGGUUAUGAUCAUAGUAUAAGGUUUUGGCAAGCUCACAAUGGAGUCUGUCACAGAACAGUGCCUCAUACAGAUUCUCAGGUCAAUGACAUGGCAAUUACUCCUGACAGACAUUUGUUAGCUGCAGCAGGGUAUCAGCACAUAAAAAUGUACGACAUAAAGUCAAAUAAUGCCAAUCCUGUAAUAAACUUUGAUGGCAUAUCAAAGAAUGCAACUUCAGUCGGUUUUCAUGAAGAUGGGAAAUGGAUGUUCACUGGUGGUGAAGACUGCUCGGCAAGAAUAUGGGAUCUUCGAUCAAGGAAUUUACAGUGCCAGCGUGUUAAUCAAGUUAAAACUGCAGUAAACUGCAUUAUACUUCACCCAAACCAAAGUGAACUUAUUGUCGGCGACAACAGCGGAGCAAUACACGUUUGGGAUCUAAGGACGGAUCGUAGUGAACAAUUAAUUGCGGAAGCCGAUGCGGCUGUGUUAUCGUUGAGUAUUAACGAAGAUGCAACUUAUAUGGCUGCCAUUAAUAACCAGGGUAAUUGCUAUAUUUGGAGUUUAUCGUCAGGAACGACAACAGAACCGACCGUCUUACGACCAAGAACGAAGCUUAUGAAAGCACACGAAAAAGCUGGUUUAAAGUGUCUUUUCAGUCCUGACUCUUGUUUAUUGGCGACAACAUCGGCAGAUCAGAGCAUCAAGAUAUGGCAGACAAGUGAUUUUACGUUGAAGUCGACAUUAAAAGCAGAACCUUCACCACGGUGGGUUUGGGAUUGUGCCUUCUCCGAAGAUUCACAAUAUCUUGUUGCAGUAUCAUCAGAUGGAAUUGCGCGACUCUGGUCUCUGGAACAGGAAGAGGUUGUACGUAAAUACGUUGGCCAUCAGAAAGCGCUUGUCUCGCUUGCUUUCAGAGACGUACAGGUGUAAUUCCAGGAAUUAUACCAGUUAUUUCGCAAACUAUGGCACGGAAGCGAAGAUAUGAAAUCUCAAGAUUAAUGAUGAUGCAGGAGAGCUGAGGAAGCGAUACUUCAAAAAUAAACUAUUUUAUCUUCUCAAGUAUAUGACCUAAAGAUUGAAUGUGCCUAAAUGAUAUUCUUGUAAUUUUUCAUGCCAAGUUGUCACAAUAAAGCUUCAGCGAGUUUUAAAAACGA